This is a messenger RNA of Epinephelus lanceolatus (giant grouper), 751 nucleotides long. RefSeq lists its product as uncharacterized. The record is from RefSeq and is a predicted model, not a curated record. Lineage: Eukaryota; Metazoa; Chordata; Actinopteri; Perciformes; Serranidae. Gene Ontology annotation, cellular component: external side of plasma membrane. Gene Ontology annotation, biological process: T cell costimulation; immune response; negative regulation of T cell proliferation.
UUCACAGUGAUGAAAUGGGGACUGACACAACAGAUGUUUCUCUACAUUAUGGUCUCAGGUACCCUCUCUCAGGUCACAGUCCACCAGUCUUCUGUCCUUACCGCUGCUCUGGGUCGUGAUGUUACACUGCCAUGUCAUCUAAGUCUUUCCAACAAAGUGAAAAUGGUGACCCCAGCGGUUCUGUAUUGGUACUUCACACAGGACGGCAAUGACAAUCGCAGACUGUGGCUCCCCAGUGAUGAAUAUAUGGGACGUGUCAACCUUCUGGAAACCAGUCCAAACACUUUAAACAAGUCCAUACGCCUCAAGAAUGUCCAGUGGGCUGACAGUGGGAAGUACCAGUGUAAAGUCUCUGUCACAACAGAGAAGGAUGACCGUUUCAGGAGGACAGGAAAUGACACUUUACUGAUGGUUUAUGAAACCAUGAUGUUUAACCUCACCAGUCACAAUGACUCUCUGCUCUCGUGUGAAGUAAACGUGACCCGGGAUGCCGGACUUCUUUUGUCCAUUUCUCACAAUGGCUGCAAACUCCAACCUGUUGACUCUGCUCCAGGAGAUGCUGGUGCUGCUCUGCCCUUCACCACACUCUCUGAGACCGUUUCUCUGGGAAGCAAAGGAGAAUAUGAGUGUCAGCUGCAGCUGAACAAAGUCCUGAUAACAAAAAGCAUCUUCCUGUACCAUCCUCCUGGUAAUAAUCUCCCUCUUGAUCUGAUCUAGUUUUCAUGCACACAUUACAUACCUGCUGAUCUGU